AUGGAUGGCUACUGCCACAGGCAAAGCCUCAAAGCCUUUGUGCCUGCGACGGCAUGGGUGGACAGGAAAAACCGACCGCUCUUCGAGGAGAAAAAAUCGGAAUAUCGAACCCGAUGCGUCAGUGGAAGGAAUGUGCCCGUUGGAAACUCAGAGCCUCGAUUGAACCCAGUGCCUCCAGUCCAGGAUCUCAAGCCAGAGCCCAGGAAAGCAGGCAUGCUCGUUCGAUGGGUGUGGAAGUGCCGUGCCCGACUUGAUCACUUGACGGAAACGUGA
Messenger RNA from Bursaphelenchus xylophilus (pine wood nematode), 273 nucleotides. Lineage: Eukaryota; Metazoa; Nematoda; Chromadorea; Rhabditida; Aphelenchoididae. The record is from the annotation of a GenBank genome assembly.